Ficedula albicollis (Collared flycatcher) is the source of this 1536-nucleotide messenger RNA. RefSeq names its product BCL2 antagonist/killer 1 (gene BAK1). NCBI's taxonomy places the organism in Eukaryota, Metazoa, Chordata, Aves, Passeriformes, Muscicapidae. The coding region runs from base 150 to 791 and encodes 213 amino acids. Gene Ontology annotation, cellular component: mitochondrial outer membrane. Gene Ontology annotation, biological process: extrinsic apoptotic signaling pathway in absence of ligand; intrinsic apoptotic signaling pathway in response to DNA damage; regulation of apoptotic process. The record is from RefSeq and is a predicted model, not a curated record. Gene Ontology annotation, molecular function: protein homodimerization activity; protein heterodimerization activity. The transcript has 6 exons.
CGCGCGUUUCCUCCGCCCGCGGCGCGCUCCGGGCGGGAGCAGGAAGGGAGCGGCCGGAGGGAUGCGGCGGAUCCCGACAGGGAUGCGAUAGCUCCGACCCGCUGCUCCCCGCCGGGACGCGGUGAAGCUGCCACUCCCAAAUCUCUGCAAUGGCCUCGGGGAAUGAGGGGGACCCUCCACAGCUGGAGGAACGCCGGGGGAGCCACAGGCGCCGGCUCAGCUCAGAGGGCCGGGUGGCGGAGGAGGCUGAGGAGGUGUUCAGGAGCUACGCCUUCCACCGCUACCAGCAGGAGCGCCAGGAGCGAGGGGCAGAGCUGCCGCCCGACCCCGAGAUCGAGCAAAUCCAGCAGGACCUGGACAGCACCGGCAGCCAGGUGGGGCAGCGCUUGGCCAUCAUCGGCGAUGACAUCUACCGGCGCUACGACGCCGAGUUCCGCACCAUGCUGGAGAGCCUGCAGCCCACCCGCGACAACGCCUACGAGAACUUCACCAAAAUCGCCUCCAGCCUGUUUGAGAGCGGCAUCAACUGGGGCCGGGUGAUCGCCCUGCUGGCCUUUGGCUACCGCCUGGCCAUGCACGUGUGGCAGCGCGGGGUCAGCGGCUUCCUGCGGCGCAUCGCGCAGCACCUGGCGCAGUUCAUGCUGCAGAACCGCAUCGCCCGCUGGAUCGCCCAGCAGGGAGGAUGGAGGGCCGCGCUGCGCCGCUACAACGAAGUUUACAUCAAGUACCUGCUGGUGGCCGCCGCGGUGCUGCUGGCACACCUGGCGGUGCGGCGCUUCCUCACCUCCUGAGGGGCGCGGGGGCACCGAGCGCCCCUGCCCGGCCCCAGCGCCCCCAGGAAGGCGGGACUGAGCUGCCGCGGGGCCGGGACCCUCCCGCUGCCGGCCUGGGGGUCUCUGCGCCCCCAGGAGAGGAGUGGGGAGGGGCGGGGCUCUGCUUUUGGUGCCUCAAAGAGCUGCUGAGAAAGGGCAGCUCUGGGAGGGGACAUCCCUGGGAUGGGGCAUUUUCGGGAUGGAGACAUCUCUGAUGGGUCAUUUUUGGGAUGGGGACAUCCCUGGGAUGGGGCAUUUUCGGGAUGGGGACAUCCCUUGGAUGGGGCAUUUUUGGGAUGGAGACAUCUCUGAUGGGUCAUUUUUGGGAUGGGGACAUCCCUGGGAUGGGGCAUUUUCGGGAUGGGGACAUCCCUUGGAUGGGGCAUUUUUGGGAUGGAGACAUCUCUGAUGGGUCAUUUUUGGGAUGGGGACAUCCCUGGGAUGGGGCAUUUUCGGGAUGGGGACAUCCCUUGGAUGGGGCAUUUUUGGGAUGGAGACAUCUCUGAUGGGUCAUUUUUGGGAUGGGGACAUCCCUGGGAUGGGGCAUUUUCGGGAUGGGGACAUCCCUUGGAUGGGGCAUUUUUGGGAUGGAGACAUCUCUGAUGGGUCAUUUUUGGGAUGGGGACAUCCCUGGGAUGGGGCAUUUUCGGGAUGGGGACAUCCCUUGGAUGGGGCAUUUUUGGGAUGGAGACAUCUCUGAUGGGUCAUUUUUGGGAUGGGGACA